GUAACUGCACAGCCUCUUUCCCAGCUCUCACUCCUAAAAGCUCCCGGUGCGUAAUCAUUUCUUGAGAACAACAAAGUGACUGAAGGCUGAGGAGAAAUGAGCAAUCCUCAAGACACAGGCAGAAAAAGCCCCAGCGUGAUAGGAAGCUGCUUCAGAAGUCUAUUGGCUCCUGAUGGGUAAACUCAACAGCAAAAGCAGCAGAGGCAGCACUGCCUGAUCUGAGCUUGAUUCUGUUGGUGGACCUGUGAGCAGCUGGCAGGUCCCUGGCCAGGCCCCCUUCCUUCUCCUUUCUGGCUGAUGGAUCCUAAGUGGCUCCUCUCCUUGAGCCUCUUGCUGUUAUUUUCCCUGGGCUUUGAACUGAGCUACGGAACAGGUGGAGGUGAUAUGAACUGCCCGAAGAUUUUCCGGGGGUUGGGAAGUAACACAUUGCUGCCCCUAACACAUGAACGGAUAAACAAGAGCAUGAACAAAAGCAUCCGCAUCGUUGUCACAAUGGCAAAAUCUCGUGAGAGCAGCACCAAGACUAUUAUUGUAUCUCACCACACAUCUGAUAGGGAAUCUCCACUUAACCCGAGAGAUGGAUAUCAGUUUCACCUGGAAAACCUGACCCUGGAGAUCUUGAGAAGUAGGAAGGAGAAUGAGGGGUGGUACUUUAUUACCCUGGAAGAAAGUGUGUCAGUCAAGCAAUAUUGUGUGGAGCUGAAGCUUUAUGAGCAGGUCUCCACUCCAGAAAUUAGAGUCCUAAAUAGAACCUGGGAGAGUGAGAAUGGGACCUGUCGCUUGAAGCUAGCCUGCAUGGUGGAGAAGGGGGACCAUGUGGUUUAUAACUGGACUGAUGAGGGAGGCACACACCUGGAGAGCCCCAACAACAAUUCCCAUUUCCUGUACAUCACCAUUGGCCCUCACCAUGCUGACAAUAUCUACAUCUGCAAGGCAAGCAACCCUGUCAGCAAUGGCACCAAGGCCUUCAAUCCAUCGGGUUUGUGCAGGUCAGAUUCUUCUGAAUCAAGACAAUGGGCACUGUCUGCUGGGCUGUUCUUAGGAGGCAUCGUGAGUUUCAUCAUAAUUCUUAUAAUGGUGAUCCAACUGUUGAGAAGAGGUAAAGUGAAUCAUUUUCAAUCGCCAAUUACAGAAGAAAAUCUUACCAUCUAUGCCCAAGUCCAGCAACCAGGUACGAAACCUGAGUCCCUUCCACAUCAGGAUCCCUGCACAACAAUCUACAUGGCUGCCACUGAGCCUGUCCCGGAGUCUGUCCAGGAACCCAAUCUCAUCACAGUGUAUGCCAGUGUGACACCAGAGACAUAGCCAAGGGACUUUCUGAAGAAAGAUGGAGGAAUCAAAAUAAGCCUUGAACUGGGCCUGGAUUCCUAGGUUUUCAUGGCAGACAUUCUGCUCAUCUUAUAUGCUUCUCAGAGCAACUCCCUGGUGAUGCAUCUCCACAUACAGCUGUGAAAUGAGGAAGGCAGUGGGGCUUUCCAAACCUUCCAUCUGUCCUUUAGCCAACACAGGCACAGAACAGAGAGUUCCUUGCCUGAUACAGCAGUCCAUCUUUGCAGUGUCUCAGACGCAAUGAAUACUUCAGGACAUCUCGCUCUUUGCUAGAAGGGAUUAUGAAGGCCAAAGACAGAAAGCCAAGACAUCUCGUGCCUAUCUCAGACAGCUGGCCACUGGUCACAAAGUAUGGAAAUGUUUACAUUUUGGCUGUCUGAGCUUUGUUCAGGUAGCUAAGCCUGAUCCCCUGUGGACCUAAUCAAGGCUCUGUGUCUCAGUUUCUCUCUCUGGACAAGGGUGAAGAGUGAAUUGUUUGUUAUAUGUAAAACGCUCUGAUGUUAUUCUUUUAAGGAAACUAAGAUAAUCUGUAUUUUAUUUGUAAAACUCAGGCUAAAUAGUCUAUAAAUUUAAAAUGACAUUGGGGUUUGUGAGCUUUGAACAAUAGAACGGAAACCAUCUUUGAGACGCUCAAAAGUAAAGCUUGGUGCAGAACAGCAUUCUGUUUUAAAGUGAUAAUGCUGUUAUAAAGUAAUGGGGGAGCCUCAAAGAGUCCCAGAGAGAUUUUUCAGUUCUCGAAAUGUGUGUUGAAUUUUAGUUCUCUGUGGAUUCCCUGACUGACAAACCCAGAGUCUUAGAUAAGACUCCAUUCUGGUUCUGAUCCUACUCUAUAUCCCAAAUCUUCUGUGGAGUUAUAGGCCAAGGUACUUCUUACUUCUUGCACACUUCUCCUUAUAGAACUUAUCUUAAUGUGAAAAAUUAAAUUAUUUUGA
Messenger RNA from Perognathus longimembris pacificus (Pacific pocket mouse), 2261 nucleotides. RefSeq names its product signaling lymphocytic activation molecule family member 1 (gene Slamf1). Lineage: Eukaryota; Metazoa; Chordata; Mammalia; Rodentia; Heteromyidae. The coding region runs from base 298 to 1305 and encodes 335 amino acids. The record is from RefSeq and is a predicted model, not a curated record. Gene Ontology annotation, molecular function: signaling receptor activity. Gene Ontology annotation, cellular component: membrane; cell surface. Gene Ontology annotation, biological process: lymphocyte activation. The transcript has 7 exons.